Porites evermanni is the source of this 7186-nucleotide messenger RNA. Lineage: Eukaryota; Metazoa; Cnidaria; Anthozoa; Scleractinia; Poritidae. The record is from the annotation of a GenBank genome assembly.
AUGCCCAAGAAAGGUUACGGAGCAAUAAAAAAAGACGAAGAUGAUGAUGACCAUUCCACUCAUCCUGCGAAAUCUGCCAACUAUCUUUCACUUUUCACCUUUUGGUGGAUGAACAGCACAUUCAGAACAGGAAACAAGCGGCCAUUAAACCAAUCAGAUUUCUUUCCGCUGGACGAGGAAGACAGAACACGUGCCCUAACCGAACGUCUCAAAGAUCUGUGGAAUUAUGAAGUACAUCAGUGCAGUACGACUCCUGGUGAACAACCAAAGCUAUGGAAAUGCCUUUUAAGAAUGCUGUCCUAUCGAGAAAUGAUCUUCCUUUUGAGUUUUUGGUUCCUGGAGAGCAUAUUCCUAUUGUUAGUUCCACUGGGGCUCGGGCUGCUUCUUGCGUUGUUAACGGCGACAGAACCGAAUCGACCUCUAAUAUACGGCUGCUGCUUAUUCAUUGGAAUGGCAGGCGUGUUUUCCGCCACCACACAUUACUCUGCUUUUAAAAGCGAUGUUGUGGGUAUGCGCUUUGCCGCUGCCAUCAGAGGAAUUAUUUAUAAAAAGGUGAAGUAAGAUGUCACUCAGAGAUUGUUUUUGUUGUUCUUUCAUUACAAUAUCAAAAUUGUUAAACAUAAUAAUCAUCAUAGUUCACGCAUAAAUGCCUAAAAAAUACCUUCAACCUCAAAGGGUUACCAUUUCGGGCGGAGCCUCCACGUUAAGGCCAUUAUAAAGAAUUUCCCCCUCCCGGUUCGAAAGAUAGAUAGAGAAAAGAGUACUUAUCUGAAACGAACACCCCAACCAUGACUAGGAGAAUCCUUAUUAUGAAGCGAAUAAAAUGAAAUCUGUGAAUAUUGAAAGAGCAUACCAAUUUCAGCUAUCUCUUAUUGAUUGCAAAAGACUGAAAAUUGCAAAAACUACAUCUUUCAACUUAUAAACGCUCGUUAAAGUUGACCCAGCAUAACCUAUGUAGAAACUCCCCCCUCCCCCCCCCGACCCACGCUCAGGAAAAAUCGGAGAAGGAGCGUCUGUGAUUCACCGUCACUAAUACCCCAUUUCCGGUUUUUCCUGAGGGGAGGGGGGGUCUUUACACAGGCUAACCCUGCAGGUAGGGUAAUCUUUCUACCGGGUACAGAUUUCCACCAUAUGAAAGUGACGUAAGAUUUACUGAUUGCGGCAUAUGAACUUAAUAAUAUGAUAAUAAAUUCAUUUUAAUUUGCAGAUUCUUUCGCUCACUCAACAAAGCAGAAUGAAAACAACAGCGGGCAAUAUCAUGGACUUGCUAUCAAAUGAUUGUCAGAGAAUAGAAUAUGCUCCUAGAAUGACGUGUAUCUCCUUCUUCUUUGUUUUCGAUAUCUUCGUUACAUUUUUGAUAGUAGUUUUUCUCAUGGGUUGGCAAGGAAUAAUUGGAGUUGUUUUCCUGACAGCAUUACUUCCUUGUGUCUUGAUUAUCUCAGCUGCAUGUGCUAAACUACGUCGGGAAACCGCUGAAGUGUCAGAAAAGCGUAUUUCACUAAUGAGCGAACUUGUGACUGGUAUCCGUGCCCUGAAGACACAUACGUGGGAGGAAUACUAUGAAGAAAAAGUGAAGGAAGUUAGGAGGUGAGAGGGUGUCCGGUCGUCUCGCUACAGAGUACAGUCGUUUCGCUGCAUAAUGAAGUCGAUUCGCGGCGAAGUUGUAAAGUCGUUUCACUGCAUCAAGAAGUUGAAAACUACUUCAAAGUUUGCUGGUCUCCAUUUAAGGUGGCUCGUACUAGUUUUCUCGCUUGGGGAGUCCAUCGCGCGCGCAUCACACUCCACUUUGUACGCGCGAGAUAAAGAAAAACAAAAAUGGCGACGCCCUGCUUUCUUUAUGCAAGUUUUAAUACUUUCGUGUGAGGUUACUUUUGGCUUGUUUAAAUAAAAUUCGUGUUUAUCUAAUUCUAUUUACACUGUAAAAUCCUGUUUUAACUAUAUAUUUUCAAGAAGACAAUUAUUUCUCCGCUCAAUGCGUAAGUUUCAAAAGGAAUACUUGCAUGCGAUGUGCACUGCCAUCGAUUCGUGAAAGUGAUUAGAAGACCAAUAACACUCUAAGUACUAGCAAAACUAAAAAAUAAUAAACUAGAAUACUACCACAAUUAACCACACUUUAUCUUCCUGGCUACAAUUUCGUCGUUUGGAUCAUGUAACGCGUAACGUCCUCACAAGAACGACGAAGCAAAUUGAAAACUUUAACUUUUUCUUUGCCACUUCGUUUUGUCGCUUGAUCUUGAAAAGAGCGUCCAGAAGGCGAUGUUUUAAGUUACUAAACUUUACACUGAACGGGAAAACCUAAUAACAAUGCGUAAAUUGGACGCAUGUAAUUCUUAUCUUCUCUGCAAUGACUGUAAACAAACUCAAUGGAUGCCUGCGAGUGUACACGCAACAGCCAGCGGUAGUCAACACAGCGCAUGAGUAACCCAUGUUCUUAUAGGAUUCAGAUUUUACAAGCACGAAAACACGGGAGGGAAUUUGUGAAAUCUCGAAGUAUUUCACAUGAAAACUAGUCUGGUGACCGCCUAUUUUCAUUCCUUUAGUAUUUUGUCAGAGUUGAUAGGAAACGCCAGGGAAAAAAUGAAAAAAUUCUCGGAAGGACAUUUGUGCUGAAUAAAAAUGUCCUAUUUUCAACUUUCGCAAAAAAUCCGCUCCAUAGAAUUUUUUUAAAAUCACUGUGUAUUUUCCUUUUCACGCCGGGAAAAAAGGUGGUAAAAAUCGGCCAAAAGAUUGGGUGGGGGCGUGAUAGGCACAAAGAUUUUUGGAGUUCUUGGGGUUAUAACUUCCUUUCCUUUAAAGCUAUGACACUGAAAUUAAUCCGGGCAACAACAGUUGACUCCAGAAAAAUUUUGGAAUAGGCCUUUUGUUCGUCAAGAGUCACUUGACCCUCUAGUGGCCAAUUAAAAAAUCAAAACUCCCAAAGACUUCUCCUCCAAGAGAAUGAAACCUGAAAGUGUGAUACUUUGCAGAAAUAUAGUGCACAUAAAAUUGAAGAACUUGUCCGAUUUGAAAUCUCAAAUUUCAUUUUUGUGACCUCACAACUGAUGACGUCACAAAAUGGGCUUUUUGGUCAUGCGCAGUACUAACCCAAAAAUGGAGAAUUUGAAAGAAAAACUUAAGACAAAUACAAAGUGAAAGUCUCAACUCAUUAGGGCCAUUUAUACGAGAAAAAAAUAAGACGCGUCUUACAUAAGACGCGUCUUAAAUAAGAAGCGAACUGUACCAUUUAUACGAGCAUGUCUUAUCUAAUAAGACGCGUCUUAGCUAAGCCGCGUCUUAUUUUAGACGAAAUGUGCCUUUUAUACGGAAAGUUUGCGUCUUAUUUAAGACGCGUCUUAUUUUUCCUCGUAUAAAUGGCCCUAAUAUCUUCUAUAGUUUAAGAGAUAUUUGUAACAUUCCAAGCAUAUUUUUAAACAAUAUUUGGACACAUUUUGUGGCCGACUUUUAGGCUUUUUUUUUCCCAGCGUGCUUCUAAUGUCCAAAGGUGUCGUCCAAAAAAAUUAGGGAUCAUCGGCUUAGUUUUCUAGUUACCAGUUAUCAGUUAUCAACCAAAAAGUAGGUCCAAAUAAUUCUUAAGAUACAUUGCCAUGGUACUUGCUAAUGACGAAAUGUAUGGUUGUUUUAAGUCAAGCAUUCAUUGUAUAAUUCAACUCUACAGAAGCGCUGCCAUGGCUUUGGAUUGCUUUUUUGCUCUGUCCUUUUAAAGUAAAAACUGUGAAAAAAAAGGGAAACCGGUACGAGCCACCUUGAUUUUCGUUGAUUAACUCAGUGAAAUGGUAAUUAAUUCGUUAGUAUUAACCGUUUGAGGUUAAGUGUCUUUUAAACCGGUUUAUACAAAAAGUCAAUUUCAGUACCAUCCGGACAUGAUGCAGCGAAACGACUUUACAGCGAAACAACUUGUAUAAACACGACUUUGUAGCGAAACGACUGGUAAACGGUGAGAGAGAGAGCCACCUCUCUAUUUUUGAAUUCCCAUAUACCCUGGUUGGCCCCUAAAUCUAAAUAAACAAUUGUUUUCAGAGAGGACUACAUAUUUCCGAGUGAAUUUGUAAACAAUAACUUGGGGGGGGGGGGGGGGGGGGGGGGGACACACCGGGGUUUUUAAAAAAUGAAAAAAAAUGAACUUAAAAGGACAAGAUUUUUUUAAUAAAAAUACUAUUUAAAAAAAUAUUUUUUUACAAAGUUGUUUUUUUUAAAAGAAAGAUAGUGCAUUUAAAUAGCGGCUCUCCCUCCUUUCUUUACUGUGGGGUUUACCUCAUAAAAAAUAAAAUCAAUUUUUGUGGAGGGCGAAAUAUAUGUUCGUAUGGUAGUUUGAAAAAGUAUGUGGGGGGGGGGGGGGGGGGGGCUGAGGGCAAGCACCGUGUAUUAUGAAGAUUCGAAAAUAGUCAUCGUAUAUGGACAAUGUUUAUUAGAUAAAUAGUCAUUUAGAGUACAUGUUCAUUGCAAAUGGUCUUGGUUUAAGAUGAAAGGAUGACCUUUAAAUUUAUCCAGAAGAUAUCAUAUAACAUGACACACGAGGCGUCACAAGGCUUUAUGUGGAUCACUGAUUAUCUUACCUUAUAUGACGUCUUAUGUGGCUCAUAACUUAUUGCCAUUUUCACAAUUGCGUCAUUUUCGUACAACUAACAGAAUUCAUUUCGUUUUUUCUCCUUUCCUUUUGAAAUAAUUGAGGUUUUAAAUAAGUAACAAUAGUAGCCCUAAUUUUCAUAGGAAAACGACAGAUUGAAGCAUUCUGGUAGUUGUGAGUAGUACGAUAGCGUCUUCGUGCAAUUGUCUCAUUUAACAUUUUGAAACGAUUCCUGGCAAAGUAAGGCCAAAGGCCUUCCCCACCGAGGUUUAUAUUAGCACGAGACAAUGAGACAAUGCCCAAGGAGUGUUCGAACGCUACUCUGCGAGGCAAAUAUGUCGUAAUUAUAUUUAGUUUUUCUUGUGUCAAACAAAGUAGAUUCAUCGCAUCUAUUCAAUAAUAGAUCCCAGAUGUCAAAAUGUGGCAAGAGCACUUAGUCUAAUGGCACUUGCCUGGGGCUUGUUGGCCUGAUUCUCAGACGUCCGAUGUCGAUCUCGAAUCCUUCGCUUCCUUUACCUUUUCCGAGGGGAGACGUACAAGAGAAGGGGCUGUGAACGACCUCGGACGUCUGAGAAUCAGGCUAGUGGUUUGUUUGCCCUCUUUUUGGCUUGCCGCAUUUUCACUUUCACCCCAGUGAUCAAUUACCCAAUAAACGCAUUGCAACAUAGAAUCUAUUUGUUUAGCAAACGGCCGAAUGAAUCCCCUGUUCCACGCCGUAUAUCAUUCUCUCUUGCUACUGUAUUAAUAAGGUCAACAGAGAAAUUAAGGAGAAAGCCAGGGCAGAACUUUUAACUUGAAACAACUCCCAUCGUAGCUGCAUUCUAAUUUGAAGGUCUAAAACGUUUUUUCCGGUUUCGCCAAGAACCCUUGUCGCCUCAUCUUCUUCUUUCUCCUCAUAUUUAAAUAAGUUCUUCCAAAAAUGACCUCAAAAAUCGAGCUUUUAGGUACUUCAUAAGGCAAACAUAUUAUCAAAACCGUGCUCGAUUUCAGUUUGGAUAAGACAAAGAAAACAGUUAAUUUUCUGCGAAGUAAACGGACAGUGAAUCUGUUCUCUGAUAUACUGAAUGAAUAUAAAUACAUUGAUCUAUCACUGCAGCAAGCACAACGUAUUCAGUACAUGGUUACUGAAAAUUGUUGAAAAAUAGUAGCUAAACUAACAAAAUAUCCUCCAUGUGGAUAGCAUUCUUUUUCAGCACCUGAAGAACACAUAUCAUAAAUUGCUUUUAUUAAGUAAAAUGUAACAAAAUAUAUGUUCGUUUAUUUUUCAGGUCGGAGAUUUGGGUUAUUCUAAAAAAGAGUACGCUGUUGUCUUUUGUGCAGAGUGGAGAACAGACGUCAGCAAGCAUUGCGACGUUCCUAUCCAUGGUCUCUUUCGUCUUAACCGGUCAUUACAUUUCGACUUUUAAAGCGUUCACGGUUCUCGCCAUAUCAAACGUUCUUACACAGGUUGUAGUUACCAGAGUAGGAGUCUCUGCCCCAUGGUUAUUUGAAGUGUUUGCCUCUCUUGAGAGAAUAGAGUCUUUCCUUUUUGUUGACAAAUUGCCACUCGAAGACAAUCACACCUCCUCCAGUCAAGAAAGCCCUGAUGUAAAACAAGCCGCGGAGGUUAGUUUACAAAAAGAUCAUCAGACUGUUGAAACAAGCAUGGUUAAAAACCAUGAAAAGAUGGUAGGCAAAGUUACAGAUUCAGUAAACCUUUCUGUCUCAAAUCUCAUGUGCAAACUGAAUGGUUCUGGUGGAGAUUCGUUCCUUCUUCAAGACAUAAAUUUCCUCGUCCGUGAGAAAAGUCUCACCGUUAUUACGGGUCCAGUUGGUGGUGGAAAGUCAACGCUUCUGGCCGCCAUCGCGGGUGAGGUGGUUAAAACAAGUGGUAAUAUAGUCUGUCCUGGAUCUGUAGCUUAUAUGCCUCAAUCAGCUUGGGUUUUUUCCGGGACUCUUAGAGAAAACGUUCUAUUUGGUGAACCGUAUGAGGAGAAAAAAUACGCCGAAGUUUUGAAUGCGUGUGCCCUGGUUCAGGAUAUCAACAGAUUUCCAAGUGGAGAUCUUACGUUUGUUGGAGAACAUGGUGUCGUUCUGAGUGGAGGCCAGCUUGCUCGUGUCAAUCUGGCACGAGCUGUGUACGCAGAGGCAGAUGUUUAUCUUCUGGAUGAUCCUUUAAGCGCAGUGGAUGUUAAAGUGGGAAAACACAUAUUAGAACAGUGUAUCUGUAAGCUUUUACGAGACAAGAUUAAAAUACUGGUGACGUACGCAGAGAAUGGUCUGAAAGCAGCCGACCAAGUUGUUGUUCUUCAUAAGGGAUGUCUGGUAGGCCAAGGUACCUACCGUGAACUGCAAGCGGAUGAAAGAAUUCUAGAUAUCAUUCGGGCUGGUUCAAUUACCUCUGACAGCGAAGACGAGGUGAGUACCGACGAAAGUGAGGAAAAGGAAAGACCUCCUUUGUAUAACAAAGACGGCAUGGACAUAGUCGCUGGUGACAAUUUGGAGAUUGCCGAAGAAGAAAGAGCCACAGGAAAUAUUUCAUUUGCUUUGUACUGGAAGUACUUUAGAGGCGGAAUGAAUCCCUUUGCACUUCUAUGUCUUCUUCUCUUCACAGUGUUCAGUCAAGGUAAGGUGGCCUUCUAG